ACAAAUAUCAUUGCUUCUUGUAGCUAUUAUGGACUUUAAAGCUACAGUUUGCUUUAUUAUGAUGGUCGCUGAUAUCGUUUCGCAAUCUGUAACAGUUCCAAACGUUAACCUAACCGAAUUUACUACCAAUGCUACAAUUAUCCCCGAUCUGAUUUCAAAUGUGACUACAGAAAGAGAAGAAGUAUUAGUUGAUGAAAUCACUUUACAUCGCGUUGCGAACGAAGCAGAAACCCGCAGUGCUAUUGCUCACCCAGGAGAAGAUUUCAGUGCACAUCCAGAUGUAAUAUACGUAGUUCAAAGAUCUGGAGUGUCAGAUCAGGAUUUUGGUUACGUCCAAAAGUUUAUUGGUCAAGGCGUACAAGCGAUGAGUUUGGUUGGAUCGAAAAUAAACGAGAGUCGUGUUGGGGUAGACAUAGUAACAGACAAUGCAUUGAAUUUUGUCAACUUUGAAACGUGCUGUCAAACAGAUCGCACCCAUCUUUUGAUGAAAAUUGAUCGCGAAAUGACGAUGUAUAACCAGACGAGAAUGCAACAAUUCCCAAUAGCAGAUCACAUAGUAGUAUCGCCCCAUCCAAUCGACUUUGUGAGACCCCUUCAAUUUAUUCGAGGUCAAUACUUGAAGGGCGGUUUAGCGAGGAAGAAGCCAACCUUGCUGAUCUUAGUAUUCAACUUCCAAUCACCUUAUAUGAGUUAUCGACUUCUCGACAGUGCUGUGGACGAGAUAAGAGCAUGUAAAGAUGCCGGUGCACAUGUUGUCAGUAUCGUAAUUGAUUCGGAGCCGAACAGGCAACCAAGACACCGAAACAGCGGAUUACGUCAAAGACAUUCUGGGCCAUUGAGCCAGAAUGAGUUAUUUGUUGAAGAAGCAGAAGCGGAAUAUUUCAGAAAUAUAUUUCGAAAGUUUCGUUCGAGUGAACAAGAAACAACUGCAUUUGACGAUGACGACGAUGAUCCUCGUUAUUGGAAAAUUAAAUCAGGAAGAACAUACGAAGAUAUGUCAAGACUAUACGCGAUAGCUAUGGCAAGUAGAAGAGAUCAUGGAUUCAAACUGAGAUACUUCAGCGAACUAGCUUCUGGAGCAUUAUUAAAUGUAAUUCUCGGACUCAUCACAAAUCCGAUGUCGUUUUUCGGAGACGGUGAGUUACGUGCAAGUUGUGAAAAUACGAAGAAUCAUAUAACACGAUCUAUAUGGAGUCCUGGAUUCUACAAUCAGGAAACGUAUGAUGAUCACGUGCAAUGUGAAUGGAGAAUUGCAGCUAGAUAUGGAUUCAGGGUUGAGCUAACAUUUGACAGGUUCGCCACCGAAAGGAAAUUUGACAAAGUUACAAUAUAUGAUGGUUAUGAAAGAGAGAAAGAUCAAAUUAUUGAAGAACUAAGUGGCGAAUUAACAAAUGGUGAAAAGAAAAUCACCAUAUUAAGCACUGAGGAAAGGAUAAGCAUUACAUUUAUCACUGACGGUGGCUUCAGAGAUACUGGAUUUCAUGCGGUUUGGGAACCUUCGAAACAGGAAGUCAAAAUCAGCGAUGCAACUGUAGUGUAUUUGGUGGACGUAUCAUCCAGUCUAACAUCGAAAGAUCUUGAACCAGUGAGAUCGUGGAUCAAAAUUGCUACAAAACAUUUUUAUUUUGAUGGCGGAAUAGGAUAUCGUUCUGCUUCCUUACGAUCAUCAAAUGCUGGAUCUAGAUUUGGUCUUUUAUCAUUCGACAACAAAUGCACGGUCCUUAUGCACAUCGCUCAACCCAAAAAUCGAGUUCAGUUCUACCAGUCUUUAAAUAAAAUGAACCAUACGCUACGAGAAACGCACAUCGGCUCGGCAAUGGAUUUUGUCAGGAAGAAUCAGUUUUUGUACGUUCUUGGAGAAAAUGCUUUUAUGGUUCAGCCGCAUCACCCGGAUCAUCCCCAACGUAAACCACCAAAACGGAUUUUGUUUUUGUUUUCCGAUGGUUAUUCUGUUGACGAUCCCAGGCCUGCAGCCAGGCGACUGUGCGAGUGGGAUAUUGUGCCUGUUUUUAUAGAAACUGGUGACAUAAAUCUGAAAACCAGAGACGAUAUUAUAAGCUUUUGUGGACUAAAUUUCAGUAUUUCGGAACCAAUUGAAGACGUGCUGGAAAAAAUUAAGAUUCAUCUUAUGAUUAUUACAAACGAAACAACUACGCCCGAACCACCGAUUACACCUCCCGGAUUACCAUCAAAACCACCCGCGCCAACUAGAACAACAACGACUACAACUACCACUACUCCAACACCGCCAACUACGUGGCCUCCUUGGACAGGAACGUUACCCACUAUCAAAACUCCGACUUCGACACCGACGCCAGCGAUACCAGACUUGUUUGAUUAUUCUGCAAUUGCCAUUUUGCUUGCAACGAUAGGAUUCUGUGAAACUGUGACCUUAAUUACAAUGAUAUGUCGCAAUAUUUGCCAUCCACCAGAACCUUUAUCAUUGGAAUCUUCAAUAUCGCACGAACUGCUAAAGAAAAAGCUAGCAGCAAGGGAAGCCGCACAACAAGCUGAGAAUGAAUUUCAUGAGUUUGACGAGGCCGAAGAGUCAGCUUUAGAAGACAAAAUAAGCCGAGGAUCAUCAAAUAUCGAAUCACUCUCUUCACGAGAACGACUCCAGAAAGAAACCUCUGGUGAACACGCUCAGGAACCAGAAGUUUUUUCAAUUGAUAUCACGCAAAGGCCAACCAGAUAUCCUUCUGCAGCUAACAGUUUUUUUGAACGAGGAGCGUUUUUGCCCAAACAUUUACAAGAAAUUAAUAAAAAUGACAUAAUGUGAUAUAUUGUAAUAAAUUA
This is a messenger RNA of Styela clava, 2796 nucleotides long. RefSeq lists its product as uncharacterized. NCBI's taxonomy places the organism in Eukaryota, Metazoa, Chordata, Ascidiacea, Stolidobranchia, Styelidae. The record is from RefSeq and is a predicted model, not a curated record.